GUAAUUCGACUCCUCUUCCCUUUCUCAAACCUGCUCUCCGUAGUCACUGACUCAAACGCGCGCGAGAAACCUCCGGGCGGCUCCCCCACCGUCCCGCGUGCCGCUCCGACCAUUCUCCGGCAGUUCCCGUCCCGAGGCUCCGUCUUCUCGGGCAGUUCAUCGGCUGUCCCUUGACCUUCUUCCCUGUAGCCAGGAACCAGGUAAUGUUUUCAGAGUCUUUUCGAAACUCGAUGUCGCCAGUGGUGGGCGAGGACGGUGGAGCUCACCGGCCCUCAGUUUUACCAAAAUUACAGUGGGUUAAGCUUAAUUUCAGUAGGGUUUAGGGUUAUCUUGGCAAUGACAGGAGUUAAUGUACCAUGGUUGGGAUGCAAGAUUUAGGGAUAUUGAAGCCUGAAGCUGCCUAUAUGGAUGCAGUUGUGUAUAGUGUCAGUGAUAGCCUGAUAAGAUAAUGAUGACUUAACAUUUCUAGAUCUUGUUGAUCUCUCUCAGUGCAUGUAUAUAUAGAGGAAGGUGAUCAAUUGAACCCUGCGUUUGAUGGGUAGUUAAAAACCAGUAACACAACUAAUGGCAGCUGCUUCCUUUGUCUCAGAACUCAGAAGGAAAGUGUGAAAGAAAAGAAAGGUUGAAUUUCGAUGCGUAGUUAGCAAUAACAAUGUAGGGUGAAAUUCGCACAAUUGAAACAGCAAUUGAUCUCAAUGAAGAAACUAGGGCGAAAACAUCUGCAGCAAAUCACUUCUCCUGAGCAAUCCAACUAACAGAACACAAUCUUCAGCUAGAGCUCUUAGCUUUUCUAAUUUCACUUAUGCUUCGGCUUCGUGUUUAUGCGUGUUAACAAUUAUUUGAUUAAUCAAUUAGAAUGUUCCCAACUCCCUCUGAGACAGAAACAGAGAGUUUUAGUUCACAUUAGAUUAUUAUCCUUUCGGAAAUGAUGCUCUAGUUCUACUUGAUAUCAUCAAACAAUUUCACUGAUCAGUAUUCAUUUUAUUGUUCUCAGAGAUGGAUCCUACGAGUUUCACUCCACCACGAGGAGUGAAUCCCGGGCCAAUCGAUAAAUCUGUACUUUGGGCAGGAGACCAUCGUUGUGAACGUGUUUGGCUUAACCAGAUGCUAGGAAGUUUCAAAUUACGGGAUCAGGCGAUAGUGAAGUAUGAUGAUCGAUACCAAGAUGCUUUAGAAAGCAUCGGGUUUGCUAGUAUUAAACCGAUCUCGAAGAUUCAUCUCGAUGCUGCUUUGAUCACUGCAGUUGUUGAGAGCUGGCGUCCAGAAACGUCCACGUUCCACUUUCGUACGGGAGAGUGUACUAUCACUCUUCAAGAUGUAGAGAUGAUUCUAGGGCUGAGAGUUGAGGGGUUGCCAGUAACCACGAAAACAGACAAAUCUCAAGCAAAUUCAGUGCAGAAGAUGUGUGAAGUGUGUUUGGGAGUGAAUCCUGGGGGCAGUAAUCUUGAGGGCACUAGACUAAACAUGAAGUGGUUACGUCAUGCGUUUGACUCUCUUCCUGAAGAUGCUGGAAAAGCUGAUGUGGAUAGAUAUGCUCUUGCUUACAUGUUAUCACUAAUCGGGGGGGUUUUAUUUCCCAAUCGUUCUGGAGCAAAUGUGACUUGCAACUACUUGUGGAUCUUGCGGAACUGGGAUUUGGCAUGUAGGUGCUCAUGGGGGUCCGCAGUCCUUUCUAAUACGUACCACGAGAUGGGCAGAACCGUCCUUGGCUAUGGAUCAACGGGUGGUAAUACUUGUGGGGAUUUGGCUGGAUGUUACAUCCUGAUUCAGUUAUGGGCGUGGCAAAGAUUACCAAGUAUUGCUCCUAUUCCUGUUCUGCCCUAUAGUCCCGCCUCACCGUUCGGACUAAGAUGGACCAAUCCGAAGAAAGCUGCACCAAAAAUGCAUGUAAGGGAUCAUCGAAGAUUCCUUGACACAACUGAUGAUUUUGUGUGGAAUCCAUAUAUGUUAGAAGAGCAUCAGUUCAGAACCAUUUGGGUAUGUGUCACUCCACUGAUAUGCUUCCACAGCGUCGCAUGGCACCAUCCAGAUCGUGUAAUGCGUCAAUUCAACCUUUUGCAACACAUCCCAACUAUGGUGGAGACGAAGAAUGAAGUAGAGACGCUAUUGAAAAAAGAUAACCGUGCACAAGAGAAUGAUUGGCCGGAGCACCAUUCCUUGUAUGUCCAGUAUUGGGAAGAGAGUGAAGAACAUAGAAUUUGUGGUGAUCCAAUCCCUAGACACAGUAUGCAUUAUCAUGCCGCUUACAUGGAGUGGUAUAGGCAUAUUACACGACGGUUCAUCACAUACGAUGCUGGCCAACUUGAAACCAUGAAUGAUAUACUUGAACAUGCACGCCAGUUUACAAGGUCGGGAGAUCCUUUAAAUGCAGCUACUGUCCAAAGUCUGGAUCAACUCCUGAAGAAUUGCAUGUUGGUUGGUGAUGGAGAUGUACGGGAACUCAGGGGCAUAUUACUAGACGAAGCACCACAUCGACAGGGGUAUCUAGUUUACCCAGAUUAUGUGCCACCUGCACAACAAGAAAGAAGACAACAAAAGAGGAGAGCUUGUGGUCGAGCUAACGAGGAACAUGAACAACAACUACAAAUACCGGAGCCUCUGCAAGUUUCAUCUUCUGGUCAUGGAUCUAGUAGGGGAAACUGCGAGCGAACUCAACCAUAUGCUCAUCAUGCAACAAGCAUUCCAGAAUAUCAUGGUGGAUUUGGAAGUCAAAGUCAGCAUGUGACUCCCUCUCCAACUUCUCAACUUUGUUCGCUGCCAGGAGGUGGACAUGGUGGAUCUGGAUUUUCUCAGGUUGUUUCUACUCAUUCCCAGGAAACGGGUGGGUUCAGUUCUCGUAUAGUGCGACACCGAUCACAAGAACCAGUGCUUGGACGGCCCUCUAACGUUGAUUCUGUCAAUGAAGUCUCGACCGGUACCCCUGAUCAGCCCCUUCUUGGAGGUGGACAUGGUGGCUCUGAAUUUUCUCAGUUUGGUUCUACCCAUUUCCAGGGGACGGGUGGGUUCAGUUCUCUUACAGUGCAACACCGAUCACAAGAAGCAGUGCUUGGACGGCCCUCUAACGUUGAUUCUGGCAACGAAGACUGGACCGGUACCCCUGAUCAACCCCUUCUUGGAGGUCACGGUCGAGGCAAAGCAGUAAUCAACGAGGGCGGCAGCCAGCGAGAUUUUAGGUUGCGACCACUUACCAAUUUACCAUCCAUUCUUCGCCGUCGCACACGUUGACACCAUCCCCCUCUGACUGACCAUCACACUUGGUAGGCAUUAGUCUGUUAAUAUAUGUAGUAGGCUUGAGUCUCUGUUAAAAUAUGUAUUGGCUGUGAUGGGAGAUUUCUGUGGACUGUGGACAUGUUCCAAAACUAUAGUGACUAACAAACCCAACCCAUCAAGCCUAAGUCAGUCAAGAGAAUGCUAGCUUAAAUCAGCAGAACAUUGGGGGGAAAAGUCCAUCUUGCAGGUUAGCAGCAUUUGCAUACUUGUAUACAAGUUACAGAUAGAGAAGAAGAUUUUACCAUGAUCGAUCAAUAUUGUAUUCUAUUUCUGAAAGCAUGUCCUUGCUAGUCUCAAGAUUAUGUUCUACAGAGGAGAAUGGUUUUUGUCCUCCAUUUUGCAAACUGAAAACCAAAUUGAACAAACUGAUCAUAAUCGAACAUAAACUGAACGUGUGCAGAAAUCGUUGAAGUGUUGUCACUCUUUCCUUCUCCUUGUUUGUCUUUCAUCUUCUGCUUGAGCCUUCGUCGAAUUCCCAAACAUUGGAUGAAGAACAGAUGUAUCUUCUUGAAUGAGUAUGGCAUAUUAAGAUUUGGUGUGUUUUGUUUGGACACUUCGUUCGACUUGUCCCUAAUUUCAGGCCUGGUACCUACAGGAAAACAAUGGGGAAGGGGAGCUAGCUGGCUAAUUCCAGGCUCUCUGAAUUCAACCAAGAAGAACCGAAACGCUUCGGCCAUUGAUGUCCCCAGUUGCAGCGACGGUAUCAGGGGACAUUGAAGUGAGCACAGUUACAAAUUGUCUCGGAUGUCGAUUCAAAAUGUAUCCCUUGCUGCAAUUGGAAAUAUUAGAAUUGUGAAUAAUAGCAUGCUUUGCUC
This is a messenger RNA of Linum trigynum, 4085 nucleotides long. Lineage: Eukaryota; Viridiplantae; Streptophyta; Magnoliopsida; Malpighiales; Linaceae. The record is from the annotation of a GenBank genome assembly.